Cooperia oncophora is the source of this 642-nucleotide messenger RNA. The record is from the annotation of a GenBank genome assembly. NCBI's taxonomy places the organism in Eukaryota, Metazoa, Nematoda, Chromadorea, Rhabditida, Trichostrongylidae.
AUGGCACAAAGGUUUAGAUUCACGGCUACAUUGUGCUUCGAUGCAAGAGCAAUAACGGACACUUCUGCCCGACUCUUUUUGGACCAUUUCGCUGCUUCCCUCUCCGAUCCGGACUUCAUGCUCAGCAUGAUAACAACGACUUUUACUCGUCUCGUAAAACCAUUGGCACCAUCAGUACUACGUAUUGUCGCACGUGAAAAGCAUUUCCUUGCAAACGUUCCGCUGAAGAAACGCGGUGUGGACAAGGUGUCUGUCGACGAGCUCAAGGGGAAGGUACUUUUGCUUUACUUCUCUGCUGGAUGGUGUAGAUCUUGUAGAAUGCUCACCCCCAAGCUCAAGAAGUUCUAUGAAGAACUAGGAGAUGCCGACCGACCAAAUUUGGAAGUGGUGUGGGUAUCCCGUGACAAAGAAGCCGCGGAUCAAUUGGAGUAUUACGAGAAAGCAAUGCCGCCAUGGCUGUACAUACCAUUCGGUGAUGAAAACAUCCAAGGCUUUCUGGAGAAGUAUGACGUUAAGGUGAUCCCUGCACUGAAAGUAGUCAACGACAAGGGCGACGUGUUGAGUGAAGCAAGAGCUGACGUAGAAGGUUGUGUAAAAGGUGACGCUACAGUAUGCUACAAGAAAUGGAAAAAUAUGUACUAA